UACCGACUGUCAUUUUAGCUCGACAGUAUUCAUCUUGAUAUUAACUAUAAAAAUAUAAAUUGUUUAAAAAAUUAUAUUAGUUCGCAUAACCACCACGCCGAUUAUCUUUUCUAUCAUUGUAUAAGUGAUAUUAUGUUUGUCCUGAUAAAAUUAGUUUCAGUUAUUUUGCCUUACAUUGAACUACUCUUCAAUGUUCAGUAACUGUCGACUGUCGAGUGUCAACAUCUGACAUCACUGCGUCCGUGCGGCGUUUUGGCUUUUGGCGCGCAUUCGCUCUUAAGCGUCUAUUUGUUUACAUGAUAUUUUAAUUAACUAUCAUCAGUGCUAGGGGUUAUUUUUUUGUGAAGUAUUAUAAAAUAGUCUUGUGUGUUUGAAAACAGAAUUUAACAUAGUCCUUAUGAAAUAAAAUGUUAAGUCCAAUGUCGUGGAAUAAAAUUCCUAUUAAAAAUCGUGAGCUUCAACUGAUCGGUACAUUAAACGGAGGCCAAAGUUUUAGGUGGACUUUUGACAGAAAUGAAAAUAUAUGGACUGGUAUUUUCGCAAAAACUGUAUGGAGACUCCAAGAGGAAGAUGAUUGUUUGAAGUACAUAGUUCUUGGAUCAUUAUUAAAAAAAACAGAUAUGGAAGGAAUCAGGCAUGUGGAUGUUUACAAGAACUUGUUACAAAAAUAUUUCCGUCUGGAUGUUGAUUUAAGUAACUAUUAUAAAACAUGGUCAGAAAAGGAUGACUUGUUUAAAUCCGCUUGUGUACAGUUUUAUGGGAUUAGAAUGUUAGCUCAAGAGCCAGUAGAGAAUCUAUUUUCUUUUAUUUGUAGUCAAAAUAACCAUAUAUCAAGGAUAUCAAGUAUGGUAGAAAAGUUAUGUACACAUUAUGGUGAGAAAAUUUGUGAAGUUAAUGACAUAUCAUAUUAUUCUUUUCCUGAUGUAGAUAAAUUAGCACAGCCAAAGGUUGAGUCACAACUUCGAGAACUAGGAUUUGGAUAUAGAGCCAAAUUUAUAAAGAAAUCAGCUGAUCAAAUAGUUGAAUGGGGUGGUGAAGAAUGGUUUAAGGGUUUACAGGUAAAGAUGUAUAAGGAUGCUAGAGCAGAGCUUAUGAAGCUAUGUGGAAUUGGACCUAAGGUUGCAGAUUGCAUUUGUUUAAUGUCAUUAAAUCAUUUAGAUGCACUGCCAGUUGAUACGCAUGUUUACCAAAUAGCUGCUCAAAACUAUCUCCCUCAUUUGAAGGGUAAGAAAAGUGUUACUGAAAAAAUUUACACAGAAAUUGGUGAUCACUUUAGAAGUUUAUAUGGAGAUAUGGCUGGCUGGGCGCACACGGUGCUGUUUUGUGCAGAUCUAAAGAAAUUUCAACAAAAUGAUGAAGACAUACCUCAAAAACGAAAGAAAAGGUAACAAUAAAAACUUCCAUAUGAA
Messenger RNA from Pieris napi, 1409 nucleotides. RefSeq names its product N-glycosylase/DNA lyase (gene Ogg1). The transcript has 6 exons. Gene Ontology annotation, biological process: base-excision repair; base-excision repair, AP site formation; nucleotide-excision repair. Gene Ontology annotation, cellular component: nucleus. The record is from RefSeq and is a predicted model, not a curated record. Bases 408 to 1388 code for a protein of 326 amino acids. Gene Ontology annotation, molecular function: 8-oxo-7,8-dihydroguanine DNA N-glycosylase activity; damaged DNA binding. Lineage: Eukaryota; Metazoa; Arthropoda; Insecta; Lepidoptera; Pieridae.